UCUCUUUCUUUCUCUUUGACCGUGUCUUCUCUCUCUUUCGUUCUUUCCCGUGAAUCAAGUUCAUUUCUAACAGAUUUUGAACUGCGACGACGUUGUUCCUUGUGCGGAUAGAGUUGUUUUCCUUCCCUGUCACCUGCAUUUGGUUUGGAUCGGGCAUGGUAUUUUCUUACGUUCAGGUGAAAGUUUUUGUUGCAGCUGCUGGCAUUCAUUUAUGGUUCUGAUUGAUCUCGAAGAUGGUAUCGUGCAAUGAGGACGCAUCUCAGAUGCAGGAACACUGUGCGACAUCUAAAACGACUUUACCGUUUGAUCGUCCACAGGCACGGGCCAACAGUGUCUUCAAGAGUGGACCGCUUUUCAUUUCAUCCAAAGGGAUAGGAUGGACUUCCUGGAAGAAGCGCUGGUUUAUCCUAACUCGAACAUCAUUAGUAUUCUUUCGAAGUGACCCUAGUGCCCUGCCCCAAAAAGGUGGUGAAGUAAAUUUGACCCUGGGUGGUAUAGACCUUAAUAGUUCGGGAAGUGUGAUCGUCAGGGCUGAUAAGAAACUAUUGACAGUAUCAUUUCCUAAUGGAGGUGAUGGACGGGGGUUCACUCUCAAGGCAGAGACAUCGGAAGAUUUGUAUGAGUGGAAAGCUGCACUGGAAAGUGCUUUGGCUCAAGCACCUAGUGCCCAUCUUGUGACGGGUCAUAAUGGGAUUUUUCAGAAUGACCCAGCAGAUACCAUUGAAGGAUCUUUGGAACAAUGGAGGGAAAGGCGGCCUGUGAAGUCCUUAGUUAUUGGCAGACCCAUAUUACUUGCACUAGAAGACAUUGAUGGGAGUCCUUCCUUUUUGGAGAAAGCAUUGAGAUUCAUUGAACAGUAUGGAAUUAAAGUAGAAGGCAUAUUAAGACAAGCAGCUGAUGUUGAAGAGGUUGAGUUGCGUGUUCAAGAAUAUGAACAAGGGAAGAUUGAGUUUUCUCCUGAUGAAGAUGCACAUGUUGUGGCUGAUUGUGUGAAGCAUGUUCUUCGGGAGUUGCCUUCAUCUCCAGUUCCUGCUUCUUGUUGUGUUGCACUGCUGGAAGCAUACCGAACAAGUCCUGACUUGAGGGUUGAUGCCUUACGCGAUGUGAUUUUUGAGACAUUUCCAGAGCCUAAUCGUCGGCUAUUACAGAGGGUGCUCAAGAUGAUGCAUGCUGUUUCUUGCCAUAAGUCUGUGAAUCGAAUGUCAGCAUCUGCUGUAGCAGCAUGCAUGGCACCUCUGCUUCUUCGUGCUCUUUUGGCAGGCGACUGUGAGCUGGAGGGUGAUUUUGAUAUUAGUGGUGAUGGUUCUUCUCAACUAUUGGCUGCAGCAGCAGCUGCUAAUCAUGCUCAUGUCAUCGUGACAACAUUACUGGAGGAGUAUGAUAGUAUAUUUGGAGAUGAUAGCUCACAGAGGGGCUCUUGUUCACCUGAUAUGUACACUGAUUCAGAGAUCAGUUGCAGUGAGGAGUCAAUGGAGGAUCACAACCUUGAAUCUGCUGAUGAUGGAUAUCAUGGUGAAGAGGAUGACCUUGACCCAGAUGAUGAUUAUGAGCAUAGUGGAACAAUCAGCGAGAGUAGUGGAAAUGCAGGCAGUGAUCUCUAUGUCAAUAAGGACUAUAGCAGAUCCAACUCUGAUGCUGAUAUCAGAAACGGUGAGCAGAUAAAUAUAACAGCGGAGAAUUUGAUGAAUCAAGCUGAAGCCCCAUCACAGCAUCUUGGUGUUGUUCAGGAGAAUCUUGAACAUGACAAGGUAUGCGUUGCAUCUGACAGUGAACUGCAUGAUCGUUUGAGAAAAAUUCCUUCUUUGGGAAGUCCGGAGCUUGAUGCAUCUGGCCUGAGUUCACCAGCAUGCCUUACAAAAGCUACUAGCAAGCCAACUAGCUCUUCAGGCACUACCAAACGACCAAAAAUCUUGGGGCGCACAGGUGGAAGAAGGAAUCUAUCUAUGGAGUCCAUCAAUUUUUCUAGUGAGGAUGAGAUUUUGAUUCAGAAGCUUCAGAUCACAAAGAACGAUCUUGAAAGCAAACUUGCGAAGGAGGCAAAAGGGAAUGCAAUCUUAGAAGCAAGCUUGGAGAGAAGAAAGCAAGCUUUACAUGAGCGUCGACAAAUGCUUGAACAAGAUGUGGCAAGAUUACAAGAGCAACUGCAAAAGGAGAGAGACCUUAGGGCAACUCUGGAGGCCGGACUAAACAUGCAUCCAGGAAAUUUGCUGUCAGACAGCAUGGACCCAAAGAUUAGGGCUGAACUUGAAGAAAUUGCACUUGCGGAGGCAGAUGUUGAAAGCUUGAAAAAGAGAAUUGCUGAUCUUCAUUUGGAGCUCAAUCAACAUAACCAGCAUGGCCAUGAUUCCAUCUGUGAAUCAUGUAGGCAACAUCGGCAUGUGCAAGGUCGUGAGUUGACACGGCAGUUUCAGAAACGCGAUAUAGGUACUACUAGUGGUAAGUUGCGCCGUGAAGGAACUGGGAGAAGCAAGGGUGCACGUUUAUGACCUUCAAGUUGGAGGAGGUCAGGUUUGCAAUAACUGGGAGUGCAUCCCCUGGAAUAAACUGGGAGUUGUUACCACAUCUUCUGCACGGAUCUAAUUCAAAACUCAACUAGACUGUUAAGGGAACAGCACUUUCAGAUUUUGAAAUUAAUUUCACACCCUUGAUGGAAAUUCAAGGGACAAGUUGGCAAGUGACAAGUGACAAGGCCAUGAAUAGCCCUUCAAAAUAGUACUUAGUUACUUACCGAUCAGAUGGCAACUGACUGGAAAUUAACUGAAGCCAGUUUCUCAUCCUGUGUAUUUGGCCAUGUCUUUUUCUUUUCUCUUUCCUGUGUUAAGUCAACCUCUUAAUACGUGACCAUGCUGUCCAGGCAUCUUUCUGUUUGUAAAAUAUUUGGCACGGUCUUUUCUUGAGUUCAUUCGACGGGGUUGGACCCAAAUAAGGUUCAUACUUCUAGCUCUUUUCAGGAUGGUAUGAACUCAACUGCCUCUAUGACUUAUUGAGAUUCUUGUGACGAAGGAAAAAGAAGAAAUUGUGUACAG
Molecule: messenger RNA, 3026 nt
Organism: Nymphaea colorata (pocket water lily)
Lineage: Eukaryota; Viridiplantae; Streptophyta; Magnoliopsida; Nymphaeales; Nymphaeaceae
Product: rho GTPase-activating protein 7-like
Exons: 23
Coding region: 234-2486 (750 amino acids)
Biological process (GO): signal transduction
Source: RefSeq, a predicted model, not a curated record